Molecule: messenger RNA, 1790 nt
Organism: Dacryopinax primogenitus
Lineage: Eukaryota; Fungi; Basidiomycota; Dacrymycetes; Dacrymycetales; Dacrymycetaceae
Exons: 4
Coding region: 4-1749 (581 amino acids)
Source: RefSeq, a predicted model, not a curated record
GCCAUGUCUCCGACGAUUGAGAUCGACGCAUCACAACAUCCCAUUUCGUCCGUCACGGUUUACCAAGGUCGCGCAGAAGUGGUACGCAAGUUUGCGAUUGAGCUCGAGGUAGGUCAGUCGGAGGUUCUCAUCGACAAACUUCCAACUUGCCUCGACGAAGCCUCCUUGCGGGUUGAUGGUAUCGGCAAUGCAGUCAUCUUCGACGUUAUAUAUGAACUGCGCCCUUCUUUCCACCCACCCCCUAACCCAUAUACGAAAGAGAGCGACGAAAUCAACGCGCUGCGCAAUGAGGCUGCUGCUCUGAAGCGGGAAUUCAAAGUGCUCGAAGCACAGAAUGCCGUGCUCGAUGAAUUCUCCCACACCCUCAAUGCGAAAGAUAUCGAUGCGGAACGCGAGGACAUCGCGAUGAAGGCGAAACAGAUCAACGAAAUCGAUACUAAGAUUGCGGCAAAAGGGAGAGGCCCGCCUCUGAGCGAGGAACAGAUCAAGCUGGCAACGAAGGUUACGGUCGUUGUCCUCGCAGAACGGGCAGGGAAGGCAGAACUGACGGCGACAUACGUCGUGACAAAUGCGACCUGGACUCCACUUUAUGACUUACGGGCGAUGAUCGAUGCUACCGCGAAAACUGGAACCGCCAUCUCACUGAGCUAUCGUGCAAGUAUCGUGCAAACCACGGGAGAAGACUGGAAGGAUAUUAUCCUGUCACUUUCAACCAGUGCGCCAUUGACGGGCACACAGAUCCCAGAGUUAAUGUCGCAGCGCAUUCGACCGCCAUUGCGCCCUAGGAACCUUCCUCACGGAUUUCGAGGAUCUCGUGGUGGAGGUCGUGGAAUCAUCGCUCCCUUACGUGCUGCGGCUCCUGUUGGCGCGGCCCAAUUUGGAUUCGCGGCUACUGCUUCACUGGCUGAUGUCGAAACAGAGGCGAUACGCGAGCCGUCGCAACAACGCCAGAUGGUAGUGCCAGCAGCGCGCGCUCAAGAAGGGACUAUUUCUGCUAACUUCCUCAUCGAUGGACAGUCUACUAUUCCAUCCGACGGAUGCACGCACAAGGUCGCCAUUGCUGUUCUUGACCUAUCAGCCGAAAUUGAAUGGAUUGCCGUGCCCAAGCUGAAUAAAUCUGCCUUUUUGCAAUGUCAGAUCGUCAACUCGUCCAGCUACUCGCUUCUUCAGGGACCGUCCAACAUAUUUGUUGAUGGUUCGUUCGUCGCCAAAUCGCAGAUUCCUUUUGUCUCACCUCAGGACACCUUUGCGUGCUCCAUCGGCAUCGAUCCCUCUAUUCGUAUUACGUACGCUCCGCAAAGCAGGAAAGCGCGCACACAAGCAACUGGUACCAUCUUUAACCAGUCGAAGGUCGAUGCAUCUAUCUUCACGCAGCGAAUCAGCAUCAAGAAUACAAGGCAAACCACGGUCAAAUUGUUCGUGCGAGACCAUGUGCCCGUGAGCGAGGACCAGAAGUUCAAGAUCUCUGUUAUUGAGCCGAAAGACCUUGGAGCUGCCAAAGCUGGUGAGAUUGUCAACAUCUCAAAGGAGGCUUUCUGUCGUUGGUCUCAGAAGGACUGGGAUACGCUGGACAUAUCUUCAAACAAUGGGAAUAGUUUCGGCGCGAACACGCAUACACCCUAUGGGCAGGUAGAGUGGGUUGUUACCCUCGGACCCGGUAAGAGUACUGAGCUCAUACUUUCGUGGAAUUUCGUGGGAAGUGGCGGCACCACUCGGCGAUCAGUGGGAGACAUUUUUUGGUGUAAUUAACACGGGUGUUGAAUGUACAAGAGCUUGGUGAUGAAAUCGAC